GGCUAAUACAUAUGAAUUGACGGAUAUGCGCCGUUCGCAAAAUUCGAAAGGGAACAGGAUUAGGAACGCAAAAAGAUAUAAAGAUACCGUCACUGGAACGACGAGGAAUCGGAUCUCUAGUCCUAUCAAUUAGCACCAAACCACUACCUCACCAUGGCCAACACAGCUUCGUUUAAGAAACGAACAGUCCUCGUCACCGGUUAUUCCGCUGGCGGGGCUGGCAACGCCCUGGCACUCGAGUUUGCUGCGCGAGGACUGCGAGUCUUCGCCACUGCGCGAUCGGAGAAGUCUCUGAGCAACUUACGGGAGAAGGGCAUUGAGACUUUUGUGUUGGAUGUCACGGACUCUGCCAGUAUUGCUUCGCUCAAAGAUGAGAUUAGCAAGCUCACUGACGGCCGACUGGAUAUGCUGUUCAAUAAUGCAGGCACCAUGUACGAAGCCCCUGCUAUAGAGGCUGAUCAGAAACAUGUUCGUGCCAUGUUUGAUACCAACAUCUUUGGUUUAUUCGAGAUGGUGUCAGUCUUCACACCUCUCUUGCUAAAGGCAGUAGUUGGUUCCCAGACUGCGCCGGCCAUUAUCAAUGCCGCAUCCAUCCUUGGAAGAUUGCCCUAUCCGUUCGCUUCGGCGUAUAACGCCACCAAAGCCGCUGUCGGUUCGUAUUCGGACACUCUCCGACUCGAACUCAGCCCGCUCGGCAUCAGGGUUGUCACUUUGUUCAUGGGAGAGGUGUCGACUGCUCUUAUGUCUCCAGGCAACGUCAACUUCGGUACCGAGAGCAUAUAUUUCGAGGUGCAAGACAAGGUGAGAGAGCGCAGCGUGAGCCACACCAAGAAUGCUCUGGCUCCUGCGGACUUUGCUCGCCAGGUUGUGAGUGAGGUUCUCCAACCAAAGAAUCAAUACGUCUGGAAGGGUUCAAAUGCCUUCAUUGUCUGGCUUCUCGAUAUCAUUGGACCAAGGGCUGUAUUCGACGGGACAAUGAAAGGGCCAGUUGGAUUUGCUGAUUCCAGCAUCAUCAAGAAACUUUUUGACAGAGGCCAGCGAGGGGCGGGUGAUGCUUGAGGGAGACUCUAGGUUCUAGACCGAGGGAGAUUAGAUGAUAUACUGUCUUAAUUAUUUAUUUUGUUUAUCC
Molecule: messenger RNA, 1129 nt
Organism: Ilyonectria robusta
Lineage: Eukaryota; Fungi; Ascomycota; Sordariomycetes; Hypocreales; Nectriaceae
Product: oxidoreductase
Exons: 4
Coding region: 154-1059 (301 amino acids)
Biological process (GO): phosphatidic acid biosynthetic process; triglyceride catabolic process
Cellular component (GO): lipid droplet; endoplasmic reticulum
Molecular function (GO): acylglycerone-phosphate reductase (NADP+) activity; triacylglycerol lipase activity
Source: RefSeq, a predicted model, not a curated record